AUUGUGCUGAAGUAAGAAGAAUGAGCCGUGUGGAGGGUCUGAGGGCUGACUCCCCUCAGUUCACUCUGGAGGGAGAGCCUUUCCGCAUCCUGGGAGGCUCUAUACAUUACUUCCGUGUCCCCAGAGCCUACUGGGAGGACCGGCUGCUGAAGAUGAGGGCCUGUGGUCUCAAUACUCUCACAACAUAUGUGCCAUGGAACCUGCAUGAACCUGAGAGAGGAACAUUCAACUUUCAGGAUCAGUUGGACCUCAGGGCUUAUGUCAGUUUAGCAGCAGAGAUGGGUCUUUGGGUGAUCCUGCGUCCUGGACCUUACAUUUGUGCUGAAUGGGACUUGGGUGGGUUGCCUAGCUGGUUGUUACAAGAUAAAAACAUGCAGUUGAGGACAACAUAUCCUGGAUUUGUAGAUGCUGUCAACCUGUACUUUGACAAACUUGUCUCAGUGAUCAAACCCAUGAUGUUUGAAGAAGGAGGCCCAAUCAUUGCAGUUCAACUCGAGAACGAAUAUGGAUCAUAUGCCAAAGAUGAAAGAUACAUGCCGUUUAUAAAAGAAUGCCUCCAGUCUAGAGGGAUCAAUGAGCUCCUGCUGACUUCAGACAACUGGGAAGGCUUGAGAUAUGGAGGGAUGGAGGGAGUUCUAAAAACCAUAAACCUUCAAAGACUGUCAUUUGGAGCGAUUCAGUGCUUAGCUGACAUGCAGCCACAGAAACCUCUGAUGGUUAUGGAGUAUUGGUGUGGGUGGUUUGACGUCUGGGGAGAGCAUCACCAUGUUUUCCAUGCUGAGGACAUGCUAGCUGUGGUGUCAGAGAUCCUGGAGAGAGGUGUAUCCAUUAACCUGUACAUGUUCCAUGGUGGAACCAGCUUCAGCUUCAUGAAUGGAGCGAUGGACUUUGGCACCUACAAACCUCAGAUCACCAGUUAUGACUAUGAUGCUCCCUUAGCUGAGGCUGGAGACUGUACCACAAAAUAUCAUCUGUUGAGGAACUUAUUCAGCCAGUACCACUCUGAGCCUCUUCCUGAAGUGCCCUCUCCUCAGGAGAGGAGAGCAUAUGAUGCUGUUGUCAUCCAGCAGUACCUGUCACUGUGGGACAGCUUGCACUUCACCGAAAAGCCAUACAGGUCAGAAAGGCCGGUGAACAUGGAGAAUCUCCCUGUCAACAACAACAAUGGUCAGUCAUAUGGUUACACGCUGUAUGAAACCACCAUCACAUGUGGAGGAGCCCUCAACUCCAAGAACAGCAUCAGAGACAGAGCACUGGUUUUUGUGGACAGACAAUGUGUCGGUAGUUUGGACUACAAGAUUCAGGAGCUGACACUCCCUGACGGACAGGGAGACAGGACAUUGAGUUUACUUGUGGAGAACUGUGGAAGAGUGAAUUAUGGAAAAGCUCUAGAUGAACAGCGCAAAGGUAUUGUGGGAGACAUUGUGUUGAAUCACACCCCUUUGAGAGGAUUCACCAUCUUCUGUUUAGAUAUGAAGCCAGGCUUUAUUAAAAGGUUAACAAAUUCAGGUCAGUGGAAGAGUGAUUUCAAGUCACCCACGCUCCCAGGGUUUUUCCAGGCCAGAUUACAUGUGGACGGCCCUCCCAGAGACACCUUCAUCAGACUCCCUGGUUGGGGUAAAGGAGCUGUGUUUGUCAAUGGACAGAACCUUGGACGCCACUGGUUCAUUGGUCCCCAGAAUUUCCUUUACCUCCCAGGACCCUGGCUCAGAAGCGGAGAGAAUCAGAUCAUUGUAUUUGAGGAACAAAAAGCAGAUGACAAAAUACAGUUUGCUGAAAAUCCUGAACAUGGAAGGACAACUGAUGUUUACAAACUUCCCUUUUGCACAUUGCUGUGAAAAUAAUAAAAUAAUCACUAAAACAAACAAACAAACAAACACACACACACACACACACACACACA
Messenger RNA from Scomber japonicus (chub mackerel), 1903 nucleotides. RefSeq names its product galactosidase beta 1 like 2 (gene glb1l2). Bases 21 to 1838 code for a protein of 605 amino acids. Gene Ontology annotation, cellular component: vacuole. Gene Ontology annotation, biological process: carbohydrate metabolic process. The record is from RefSeq and is a predicted model, not a curated record. The transcript has 18 exons. Lineage: Eukaryota; Metazoa; Chordata; Actinopteri; Scombriformes; Scombridae. Gene Ontology annotation, molecular function: beta-galactosidase activity.